AUGGAUGAGAAGGUGGCACCCGACGCUGCUGCUGCGCCUCAAGAGGUGACUCUCGAGUCGCUCCCAGCUACCAAAGCAUUGCACACUGACCCUGCUCGUCGCGGAUCGACUGCGGUCAACAUUAUCCGGAAUCCUCUGCAGAGUGCCUCCCGGGAGCAAGUACUUACCGAUGCUCGCGCCUUUGCCGAGACGAACGGAUUGAGCGAGCACGUCGACCUUUUCGGCCGGGCUGCCUUGGUCGCGCGGGACCCGGAUAACUUUGAAACCAUCACCGAGCUUAGCGAGGACGAGCUGGCAGCGUUGACGUACGAGAAGAACCACAAAUGGCACGGACCCAAGGUCCUUUGGUAUACGGUUGGUCUGUGUGCCAUCGGAGCUGCCACGCAAGGAUGGGAUCAGACCGGGUCAAACGGCGCCAACCUGCAGUUCCACGAUGAGUUCAACAUUGCCGGCACAGGGCGAGACGAAUGGAUCGUGGGGCUCGUCAACUCCAUCAUCUUUCUGACAGCUGGAUUGAUUGGUGCUUUCAUCGUCGACCCUCUCAACCACUACCUUGGCCGUCGAGGUGAGAUUUUUGUUACAGCUCUGUGCCUAACUGCGACGCCAAUUGGCUCCGCCUUUACGCACUCAUGGCAGGCACUGUUUGCGGCGCGCUUCGUCAUGGGUAUUGGCAUAGGUGCGAAAAACGCGACCGUCCCUAUCUUCUCAGCAGAGAUAGCCCCUCAUCGAGUGCGCGGUGCCUUGGUCAUGUUCUGGCAGUUGUGGGUUGUCGCUGGUAUCUUCCUUGGUCUUAUCGCCAACGUCGCCGUCAAAGACACUGGCCGAAUUGCGUGGCGACUCCAGCUCGGCUCGGCGUUCAUCCCUUCUUUUGUCCUCGGCGCUGGUAUCUACUUCUGCCCUGAGUCUCCUCGCUGGCUCAUGAAGCACGGUCAGAUCGCCAAGGGAUUUCGAUCGAUGGCGCGCCUGCGAGCCCAUCCCAUUAUCGGCGCCAGAGACUACUACUACUCGUACGUGAUUUACCAGGAGGAAUUGAAGGAGGCCCGGGGAGCUGGGUACUUCCGCCGCAUGUGGGACUGCUUCUCCAUCCCUCGUAUCAGGCGCUCCAACUAUGGCGCCUCAACCGUCAUGCUUGCUCAGCAGAUGUGCGGCAUUAACAUCAUCUCAUUUUACAGCUCCAGUAUCUUCGUGGACGCCGGAUAUGACAAUGAGCAAGCGUUGUAUGCCUCACUCGGCUACGGUGCGGUCCAGGUUCUUGCCACAAUCCCGACUCUAUUCCUUAUUGACACCAAAGGCCGACGAACUCUGUGCUUGAUUACAUUCCCUGGGAUGUGUAUCUUCUUGCUCGCCGCUGGUCUCUCCAUGCUCACGCCCGAGGAUGCCAGCAGGGGGGCGCAACUAGGACCAGUUGUAUUAUUCAUCUACCUGUUCACUAUAUGCUACUCUCUGGGAGAAGGACCAGUCGCGUUCCAGUACUCCGCCGAAGUCUUCCCCACUAUCCAGCGAGAGCAAGGAAUGGCCUGGGCAGUGUGCAUCAACAACACCUUUGCCGGCGUCCUCAGUCUCACCUUUCCCCGCAUGUCCAGUGUAAUGACUCCAACUGGCGCUUUCGGCUUCUAUGCUGGUCUCAAUCUUAUAGCCUGGGGCCUGAUAUUCUGCUUCGUCAGAGAGACCAAACAACUCACCCUUGAGGAAUUGGACCAGGUCUUCUCCGUCCCAACCAAGGAUUUCAUCAAGCAUGAGACUACCGUCUGGCUGCCGUACUUCUUCAAGCGUCACAUCUUCCGUCAGAACAUUGCGAAGCCACCGGCCAUUAUCGCGACGGCUGACGAGAAGCGCGGAACCGGAAGCAGUACAUCGGUCCUUGCUUGA
Messenger RNA from Aspergillus mulundensis, 1869 nucleotides. RefSeq lists its product as uncharacterized. Gene Ontology annotation, biological process: transmembrane transport. Lineage: Eukaryota; Fungi; Ascomycota; Eurotiomycetes; Eurotiales; Aspergillaceae. Gene Ontology annotation, molecular function: myo-inositol:proton symporter activity. The record is from RefSeq and is a predicted model, not a curated record. Bases 1 to 1869 code for a protein of 622 amino acids. The transcript has 10 exons. Gene Ontology annotation, cellular component: membrane.